This is a messenger RNA of Paramuricea clavata, 312 nucleotides long. NCBI's taxonomy places the organism in Eukaryota, Metazoa, Cnidaria, Anthozoa, Malacalcyonacea, Plexauridae. The record is from the annotation of a GenBank genome assembly.
AUGAGUUCAGAAAUGGAAGAGGAAUUAAAGAAAAUGCAUCAUAAAUAUAAAUCUCUUGAAGAGAAAAACUCGAUGUUAAUAGGUAAACUGGCAGCAUUUAACAAGAGUAUCGAAAGCAGAGUCAAUGAUGUAAGAAUCGAAUCGAACUCCCCUGCAUCGGAAGCCGACAUCCCCACUUCAAACAAAUUCCUGUCCCUCUCAGAUGAAUCCAUCAUUGGAGAACCUACACACAAAUCCCCCUCAAAACAGCAAUCCGUUCCAUUGGACCAAAACAACGCAAGGAAUGAAGCUGAUACAAUAUUAAAUUUGUGA